UUAUUUAUUUAUCUUGUUCUAUAAUAUUCCUUAUUAUCUUAACUAUUGGAUUACUUCACGAAUGAAAUCAAGGAUCCUUAAAUUGAAUAUAAAAGUAAUAAUGUUAUAUAAUAAAGCUGCUAACUUUAUUAUGAGCAAUUCAUAAUUGUACUACUCUUUAUGAACAAUAAAUUUUUUCCUGCUAACUUUAUAUUCAUUAUUAUAAUAAUUAUAGGUACAAUUAUAUCUUUAUCAUCUUCUCACUGAUUAAUAAUAUGAAUAGGACUAGAAUUAAAUUUAAUAGGAAUUCUACCUUUAAUAAAUAUUGAAUCUAAAAACUUUGAAAUCGAAAGAUCAAUAAAAUAUUUUAUCAUUCAGUCAAUAAGAUCAUCUUUAUUUAUUAGAAGAUCAAUCUUUAUAUAUAUAUCAUCAAUUUCUACAUUCUCAAUAUUCAAUAAUUCUUUAUUUUCAUCUAUCAUAAUUAUUUCAUUAUUAAUCAAAUUAGGAAGAGCUCCAUUUCAUUUCUGGUUACCAUCUAUAUGUAAACAAAUAAGAUGAAUGAUACUAUUUUUAAUUCUAACCUGACAAAAACUAGCACCAUUAUUUAUAUUAUGUUUUAUUAAUUCUAAUUAUAUUAUUAUAAUUUCAUUGGCUUUUAUUAGUUCCAUUUUAGGUAGUAUUCAAGCUAUUAACCAAUCUAGUAUACAACUAAUUAAAGUUUAUUCAUCUACCUCUCAUUUAGGAUGAAUAUUACCAAUUUGGUUCAUUAAUAAUUCUCUUAUAUUCAUUUAUCUAUUAAUUUACACAAUUAUUAUUCUUCCUAUAUUUAUUAUAUUUUCUAUAAAAUCAACCUUAUUUAUAUAUUCUUUAACAGAACAAAAUAUACAUAUGAAUAAAGAAAAUAUUUUUAUUAUAACGUUAAUUUUAUCAUUAACAGGUAUUCCCCUCACAUUAGGAUUUUUAUCAAAAUUAAUAAUCCUUAACUCACUUUUAAAUAUAAAUAUAAUCUUAUUAUCUUUAAUAUUAUUUAUUGGAACUCUCAUUAGAUUAUACUUCUAUUUAAAUUUAACCAUAAUGAUAAUAAUUAAAUCAUUCUAUAUAUUUAAAACAAACAAGAUAAUAAUAAAUAUAAAAUCAAUUAUAUGUUUCAGCCUACUAGGAACAGUCAUUUUUAUCCCUAUAUUAUUAUAUGCGAUGAAUAUUCUCAACAAAUCACAAAAAUAUUGGCACACAAUAUUUCCUUUUUGGAAUUCGAUCAGGAUUUUUAGGCACUUCUUUAAGUUUAAUAAUUCGAACAGAAUUAAGACAACCAGGAUCUCUUCUUAA
This is a messenger RNA of Octopus bimaculoides (California two-spot octopus), 1305 nucleotides long. Its product is annotated as NADH-ubiquinone oxidoreductase chain 2-like. Lineage: Eukaryota; Metazoa; Mollusca; Cephalopoda; Octopoda; Octopodidae. The record is from RefSeq and is a predicted model, not a curated record.